Messenger RNA from Necator americanus (New World hookworm), 3447 nucleotides. RefSeq lists its product as uncharacterized. Lineage: Eukaryota; Metazoa; Nematoda; Chromadorea; Rhabditida; Ancylostomatidae. The transcript has 29 exons. Bases 1 to 3447 code for a protein of 1148 amino acids. Gene Ontology annotation, biological process: negative regulation of transcription by RNA polymerase II; positive regulation of transcription by RNA polymerase II; proteoglycan biosynthetic process. Gene Ontology annotation, molecular function: chromatin binding; transcription factor binding; flavin adenine dinucleotide binding. The record is from RefSeq and is a predicted model, not a curated record.
AUGGCUACAUCCAAGGAGGACGAUGAAGGAUCGCCAACGGAAACAUGUACAGAUGGCGGUUCUCAUCGUAAAUCGGAAUCGCUCCGUUCGCAGAAAUACAUAAAGUCUGAGCCAGUUGAUGACUACGAAGAAUAUAGCGAUUCCGCUCCUCCUUCGCCACGCGUAAGGUACAAGCGUCAAUGUGCCGAAGUUGCCAUCAAGAGAAUCAAACUUGAUAUGCAGCCGGGACAAUCAGAUUCGACUAAGGAUAAGAAAAACGGCUCAGAUUCACGCGAAGGCUCAUGUGAUCGUAGCGAAUGCGCCUUACAAAAGACAUGCUCAUUGUGUCUUAUUCCGGGUUGUUUGAAAACACUCACUGACGCAUGUGGAAAGAAUUUCUAUCACUUGACGAAGAGCGAGCAUGUGUGCGGUCCUUGCUAUGACGAGAUCUGGAUGACGGGACAUAUUCAUGCCCAACACUUCUCCGAUUGGAAGGUAGCAUGGUGCAAAAUGAGUCGCUGCUUUCCUACGCCGAGAUUUUUCGUUCAGGAUCAACUGCUUCCUUAUUGGUUAGAGUGUUCGAAAUGCCACAAGUUUCGUAAAUAUGAUUCCGAACCUAUGAAAGCGAUUUCGACCUCUGACAUUAGGAACUUCUGCUGUACAGACUGUAGUGCCUCAGAAGAUAGGCUUGCCACAGAUGCUCGUCAUCCGAACUGGAUUCUUUCUGCUACGGUUGCUCCUUUGUUGCAUAAUUCGCCAUCUUUAUAUUAUUUGCGCGAUCAUUACUAUCUCGAUGAAGUUGGAGUGAGCCCUGCUGUUGCCAACUAUUCUACCGAUAUCACCGUCCCUUCUUCAUCGUUCAUGUCACCUUUCCACAUACCUGAGGAACCAAUGGCUUUUUGCGUUCGACCGGACGUGAUGGAGUAUGAUGAGAUGAAACGCUUUCCACAGUACUCCGCUGAGCCUAUUAUUUAUCUGGGUCUUCGUAAUCUUGUCAUAACUUUAUGGAAUAUGAAUCCAUUUGAAUACCUCACAUAUGAUCACUGUAAGAUCUACUUGAUAUCGAGAGGUCUAUGUCGUGUCUGGCAAAUACAGGAAUUGAAAAGAAUCUAUGACUACCUCAAUGUGAAAUGCAUUAUAAAUAUUGGACUUUUACAUAUUCAGCCACCACUAGAGAUAAAGAACAAGCGUUCAUCAAGUGUACUGAUCAUUGGUGCAGGAAUAAGUGGACUGGCGGCUGCACGUCAACUUCGAGCUCUUGGGAAUAAAGUGACUGUUCUCGAGGCGAAGGACAUGCCAGGUGGACGGAUGCAGGACGAUCUAAGCCUAGGAAUUCCAGUCGGUUGCGGUGCACAGCUAAUCACUGGCAUGAUGAACAACCCAAUCGUUAUCAUGUGUCAUCAAGCCAACAUCAGGUAUCGUCCGCUCCACCGUGAAUGCGCUAUGAUGGACUCAGCCGUGGGAAAAGUUUUGAAUCAUAAGGUGGACAGGAUUGCCGAGGAACAUUGGAACUGCAUACACGAUAUCCUAGGACAUUGGCGGUCCCACACGAAAGGUCCCGAUCGAAGCCUUAUGGGGCUGAAUUUGAACAAACUUUUGGCAGGUCCAGGAGCGUCAAGCAUUGAUCUCCUCAUGGUAGCUGUAGGCUCUGUUGUGGCGACGUUCAUCUUCAUGCGCUUUUAUGAAGGGAGAGUGUCUACAAAUAAAGAUAUAAUGCCGGAGGGAGAGUACAAUCACAGUCAAUUCUAUAAAACUCGGAAACUGGAGAAUGGAGCAACAGAAUUCGAUUUACUUGCUAUAACCGAUCUCGAUCACGAUAGCAAAGUUUCAAUUAAAAAAUGGCAAAGUAUAGCGAAGCGUGGGGUGCUGAAAUUGAGCGGUGAUCAGAAAACCGUUUCGGUAGAAUGGAAAAAAGACUCGGAUUUUCCCUUGACCACUGAUAUAUCCGCCGGAGGACGUGCCAUGGAAUUGUCUGAUUUAGGUGUAUUUGACGGACGUCUGCUCGCACCUGAUGACAGAACAGGGUUAAUUUAUGAAAUCAAAAAUGAUAAGGCUUAUCCUUGGGUUUUUCUCAUUGAUGGACCUGGAAAUGCGACAAAAGGGCUGAAAGCCGAAUGGCUAACAGUAAAGGAUGAGAAACUAUAUGUUGGAGGAUUGGGCAAGGAAUGGACAACAACUGAUGGUGUAUAUGUGAAUGAUGACCCUAUGUGGGUGAAAGUAGUGUCACGUAGUGGAAAGGUGGAACACAUUCCCUGGCGCGAUGUUUUUGUGAAAGUUCGCCGUGCUGCAGGUAUAGAAUACCCAGGAUACAUGAUUCAUGAAGCAGUCCAAUGGUCUGAUGUCCAUCAAAAGUGGUUUUUCCUCCCUCGAAGAGCAUCUCAUAAUAAAUACACUGAGGCGGAAGAUGAAACAAGAGGCACAAAUCUUCUCAUUGCUGCUGAUCCAUCAUUCUCUUCAUUUGAAGUGGUCAAAAUUGAACAAAUCAACAUCGCACACAAGAAACUCAUCAAAGGUGCUCGUCUUAAAUGGGGAGAUGCCUAUGAACGUGCUUUCCAAUUCAACCUCGGAAAUGCCGAAUUCAGCUGUGGCGCAAAGUUGGAUGAGGUCUCAUGGAGAAACUGGGAUCAAAACGAAGCAGUGAACCAAUUCGCCGGAUCGCAUGCUCUUCUCACUGACGGUUGUGUUGAGCUCAUCGGAAAACUUGCGGAAGGAAUCGAUAUUCGCUACGGACAUGAAGUGCACACAGUGGAGUGGCCACGAACAAGGAAAUCAGUAACAGUGAAUUGUCAAAAUGGGAAAAAGUUCACUUCAGAUAAGGUAUUAAUAACAGUUCCGCUGGCUGUGCUGCAAAAACACAGGAUCAAGUUUAACCCUAGAUUACCAGAUAAGAAGGUGAAAGCAAUGAAAUAUAUUGGAGCAGGGCUUAUAGAAAAAGUAGCUGUGCGUUUCCCACGCUGUUUCUGGAAUUCAUUGUUGAAAAAAGAUGGUACUCUGGAUUACUUCAGCAAUGCACCACGAAAGAGCACCGAUCGCGGCCUCUUCAAUAUGUUCUACGAUUUCUCACGUCGUGAUGCGAAUGGUGUGGCACCAUUCUACGUGCUCAUGUCGUAUGUUUGUGGUGACUCGGUGGAUUUAGUGAAUGAGCACACUGACGAAGAAGUUGCGCAGAUAUUUGUUGACACGCUGAGACAAUUGUUUCCUAACGAGGAUAUUCCUGAACCUGAAGGAGCUGUGGUAACUCACUGGGGGCGAGACCCCCAUAUAGGGAUGUCGUAUACCUAUGUUCGAAUUGGUGGUACUGGAGCGCACUAUGACGCUUUAGCUGCUCCUGUGGACGGCAGGCUCUAUUUUGCUGGAGAGGGCACAAAUCGCUUCUUCCCACAAACCAUGACUGGUGCUUACAUCAGCGGGCUUCGCGAGGCAGGGCGUAUUGUAGAAUCGAACCUCAACGAAAUUUGGCUAGACUAA